CAUGGACUGGAUCAUGUUCCCAUCUCCAUUGGCCCAUUGUGUUUCACAUCACACAGUGCAGACAGCCAGUGUCACAACGUCACGCUGAACAGUUUCCGUCACUGAGAAGACGAUUCCCUCAUCAUUCACGCCGUUGAUCGUAACGUUUGUCUUCCGGGGAGAGAGAUGUCUGCGAGGCAAACAAACAGGAGUAGCCUGGGGCUGGAGGAAGACCCUGACUCAGACCCAGAGGAGGUGAUUGAGGAGGUGUGCGAGGAGUCUGCACUGAGAGAUGGACAGAUGAUGGAGGUGGAGGUAGGGCAUCAGAAUGUGUUGCUAAUACACAGUGAGGGGGAGUACAGUGCUAUUGGGAACCAGUGCACCCACUAUGGAGCUCCUCUUAGUAAAGGUGUGCUGUCAGGGACAAGGGUUCGAUGCCCCUGGCACGGGAGCUGCUUCAACGUCAAGACAGGAGACCUGGAAGAAUAUCCAGGCAUUGACUGCCUGCCAUGUCAUAAGGUGAAAGUCCAGAACAACAAAGUGUAUGUGUCAAUAAAUAAAAAGUCUCUGAGAAAGAGCAAGCGGCUGAAAGACAUGUGCAGCAGGGUGCCUGGAGAUAACCGUACUGUACUGUUGAUUGGAGGAGGGCCGGCCUCCUUGGUGUGUGCUGAGACCCUGCGGCAGGAGAACUACACUGGCCGUAUCAUCAUGGUAACCCGAGAAGAGCUACUACCCUAUGACAAGACUACACUCAGCAAGGUGAUGAAUGUACAGAGUGACAGCAUUCUAAUGCGCCGUAUGGAAUUCUACCACCAGCAUGACAUUGAGGUGCGGCUGCAUAAAGAGGCUGUAUCUGUGGACGUGGAGAAGAAAAUAGUGACGUUUGAUGAUGGUUCACAGCAGAGCUACAGCCAAUUGCUGAUCUCCACUGGCUGCAGAGCCAAAUUACUGACCUGUCCUGGGGUCCAUCUGGACAAUAUACAAUUGUUGGAGACCCCCGAGGAUGCUAGGAAGAUCCAUUAUUCAUGCGUAGGCAGAAUGACAGUCAUUGUGGGAACAUCAUUCGUAGGUAUGGAGGUAGCGUCAUACAUGAUUGACAAGGCCAAGAGUGUGACAGUGAUUGGGCGUAAUGACUUUCCAUACCAGAAGACACUGGGGACUGAAAUUGGGAAGUUAACAAUGAGGAUGCUGGCAGAGAAGAAUGUGAAGUUCUAUAUGAAUGACAGCAUCACUGAGAUCAAGGGAGAAAAGGGGAAGGUUAAAGAGGUGGUUUUGAAGAGUGGUGUGGUCCUACCUGCCGAUGUCCUUAUUAUAGGGAUUGGUGUUGUUCCAAACUCAGAAUUUCUAGAGGGUAGCGCAGUGGAGCUGGAUGCCAAAAAGUAUGUCAUUGUGGACAAGCAUAUGAGGACCAAUGUUGCAGACGCUUUCUCUGCCGGGGACGUGGCCUCCUUCCCACUGGCUAUGCUCAAGGACCAGAAGGUCUCUGUGGGCCACUGGCAGAUGGCCCAAGCUCAGGGGAGGACUGCAGCUUUAAACAUGCUGAACAAGCAGGUUGAGUUGAAAAGCAUCCCCUUUUAUUGGACGGUGUUGUUGGGGCAAACAUUCCGAUAUGUAGGGUAUGGGGAGGGUUACACAGAUGUUGUCCUGAAAUGGAAAAGGGAAGACACAUUCCUGGCUUUUUAUAUCAAGGAUAAUGAGGUGGUGGCAGCGGUGAGUUUGAACUAUGAUCCCGCUGUGUCUCUGGUGGCAGACAGAAUUGCAUCAGGGAAAGCAAUUUCAAAGGUGGAAGCAGAGUCAGAGGAAAUUAGCUGGCUGAAGCUGCCCUGAUGCACACUGGCUACAGGUCACCUCUGACUCAAUCAGAGAAUAUCUUGGAUGUCCUUCUUUGUCAGUUCAUCUUCAUCUGUUCAAACAGGACAGCUAUGAUCCAUUUUGGUUUAUUAGUCAUUUUGUAGUCAUUUUGGAAAGAGAAAGUCUUAACAAAGCCAAAAUCAAGUUUAUAUCUUACAUUAAAAAAAAUAGCAAGUAAACCUAUGUCUGAUGAAAAAUCACUGCGCAAAUCAGUUUAAAAAUUGUUAUUGAGAGAGAGGGGUCUUGAAGUCUAACUUUAAUGUCAUUUCUAUGACAGCACUAUUUUUUAAGAAACACAUCUCAGAUAUCCUGCUCUGUGUGGCUUGGAUACUAAAAUCUGCCUUCAGAUACCUUUCUUCCUCAAAGACGGAAAGGAAAUAUAAAGUAUCACCAUUGCAUUAUAAUCAAAGGACAUUUCAAUAAGCAUACUUAUUUGUUAUUUUUCCUGUUCCUGUUUUUGACGUUCUAACACUUAAGUUUGUUAUUUGUCUUUAGACGCUGAGUCGGGUUUGAUUUUUUUUCUCAAAAUCAGGACUUUAUAUUUCCUACACGCAUUUUAACGAAAACAUCCAUGGCAGUAUGAAUGAGUUGACUCUUUCUAGAAGCUAGUUGAUAUAAUCUGUCAAUAAGGGCAAACAACCUGAACUGAAAACCCUUAAAAACAGACAGAAUGAAUCACAGUUUCAAAUAGAUAUACAAAAAAAGCAACAAAAAGUGGAUGGAUAAGAGGGUAUUGGCCAGUAUGAGAUACUCUGUUUGAGGGGGUGAUGAACUGAUUGUUGACUGCUACAAAAAAGCCAUUCUAAUAAUGGGUUACGCAAACAUGACACAAAGAGCGCAGCUAAACUGCCUGGAACUUUUUACAAAAGAAAUGCUGUGCCUCCCGCUAUCCACGGCCCCUUUCUUUCUCUCUGUGCAGAUUGUUAUGUGUUAUGGCACCACCUUUUCAGUGGGGUGCCCUAACCUCCACACCGUAGUUCAGUACAUUCGGUACAUUGCUGUAUUACCCUUUCACAGUGCUGUACAAGUGGGUAUCAAGGUUCACCUUUAAAACAGCGAUCCCUACCAGCAUAUGUCGCUGAGCUGUCUCUCCUUAAAGAAGACUAUACGUUGAUGUACUUUGUUUUUCAAAGCAGAUGUACAGGUUACAUUUUUAUGGAAUUUUAAAAACUCAGGCAGGUCCUAAGCAAAUAUUACCAUUUAUAGAUGCUUCUACUACUUCAGCCUGUUUUCGCUGUGAAUGUAUAAUAAUCUUUGUUAUGUAUAGUGUAUUUGUGAACGCAGGUUCCACAUGCUUCAAUGCGCAUUAAGGGGACAUACGGUAUUUCAGGCCAGACUGGUCCUGGUGAUUAGCAGUAUCAGGCAUUUAAACUUUCUAAGGUCUGCAAAGUCCCCCCAGGGCAACACCUCCUGUGUUAUCAGAAUCCUGCCAGGUAUGAAUCUGGUCUUUUCGGGUGCUCAUAAACCAUAAAAUCAUCUUGCAACCAUGGAUGACCUUGUUUUCGUAAUUUACUGUUUCUCGGAUUUUGUUUUCGAUACUUUGAAAAUAAAGUACAUCUUUCAUUAUUUCUCUAUUUUGUUACUGAAGUGCAAUUUUAAGUCUUGCACACACAUUUAUGCACAAAAAGUCGGAGCAUUCAGCUUAUAAAUCAAUACACAGCCAGUUGGCUUGUUGCUUGACCACAGUCUUCAGUUUUCAGGGUUCACUUUUAAAUGGAAUCUGACUGUAAACCACCUUUGGCUCCUUACUCUCCAGUCUCCAGUGUAGAUCAUGAAGGCUAAAGGGUCAGCAGGUAAGGUAAUGUUUUAGGGCUGUCACCUUGCAAAAUCAAGAUGCCUGGUGUGACCACCUACUGGAGAGCAGAACCCGGUCCAACCCACUGCACCACCGAGCCCCCCACUAGUAAGAAUACAUUUGGUUAAUAAUUGCUCCCAGCUAUUUACAGGUCUUUAUCAACUGCUAAACCCCAGAUAGACCCCUUUGCUCAUCUACUUCUGCUGGCUUGGGGGUCCCGCACACGAAAAGUAAA
Molecule: messenger RNA, 3860 nt
Organism: Scleropages formosus (Asian bonytongue)
Lineage: Eukaryota; Metazoa; Chordata; Actinopteri; Osteoglossiformes; Osteoglossidae
Product: apoptosis-inducing factor 3-like
Exons: 19
Coding region: 166-1806 (546 amino acids)
Cellular component (GO): cytoplasm
Molecular function (GO): oxidoreductase activity, acting on NAD(P)H; 2 iron, 2 sulfur cluster binding
Source: RefSeq, a predicted model, not a curated record